Molecule: messenger RNA, 3055 nt
Organism: Wyeomyia smithii (pitcher-plant mosquito)
Lineage: Eukaryota; Metazoa; Arthropoda; Insecta; Diptera; Culicidae
Product: zinc finger protein 436-like
Exons: 5
Coding region: 128-1759 (543 amino acids)
Cellular component (GO): nucleus
Molecular function (GO): zinc ion binding
Source: RefSeq, a predicted model, not a curated record
UCUGCAUUUAUCAGCUUAAAAUUUUGAUGUACUAUCUAUUUUAUUCCGAUUACAACAAAUCUAUAAGUAUAACUUUCAAACAUUCAAGAGGUUAGAAAAAACAGCGGUUAAUUCAAUAAUACUUGCUAUGGAAUUUCCCUCAAGUUUGGAUUGCAUAUGUCGAACUUGCCUCUCUGAAACUGAUAGUAAUACUAGUGUUUUUAGUGAAGAUAAUCAUCAAAACUGUAAAAUAUUUUCUAUGAUUGCAGCGUGCAGUAACAUGAAGAUAAUAGCAAAUGAUGGUCUGCCGGACAAAAUAUGCUCAAAAUGUGUAGAUUCGGUUAGAAAUGCUUUCGCUUUUAAACGGCAAUGUGAUAUUGCUCAUCAAACGCUUCAAUCAUUUUCUGCACAAUGCAAGUCAUCAUCUGGUCUUCCAGCAAUUCCAAACGAUGAAAAAUUGGAUUUGCCAGCAGUAACUGAAAUGUUUUGUAAAGAGAGUAGUAUGGUCUUUGCUAUUGAGUACUCACCAGAACCUACAGAUUCUAAAAGUGACAAAAGUAGAAUGAAUGUAAUAUUAGAAGACAACCCGAACAAAGCAGAAACUUUUGAAAAUGUUGAGUUUUUAACGGAAAAUAUCGAGGAACUCGUCAAACAGGAACAAGAUAAUCCAUGUUUUAUAGAAGCUGAAAUAUGCGACGAAACACUUGAUAGUUUCGAAGCGGACUAUGAAUCUUGUAAUCGCACAGUAAAAACUUCAGAAAAAAAAUCCACAAAUAAGCAAUGCGAAUACUGCGAUAAGAUUUUUGGUAGAUCGACACAUCUUCGACGUCAUUUGUUAACUCAUACAAAGGAGAAACAUUUCAAUUGUAAAAUAUGUAGCAAAGCAUUUUCACGGAGCGAUCAUUUAGCAAUUCACGAAUCAACUUUCCACUCCCAAGAACGCCCGUUUGCAUGUGAGCUAUGUGAAAAGAGCUUCAAACGAAUGGAACAUUUACGAACUCAUGUUGAAUCGAAGCACAGCGAUUCUGAGAUUGUUAAAAAGCGAGAGUUUUGUAAUAUUUGUAAUAAAGGAUUUUCAUCAGUAAGAUAUUUAGAAACGCAUAAAAAAAUCCACAAUCAGCAAAGAGUAUCUGACUGCAAAUAUUGCGAUAAAAAUUUUGCUAAUAAAACUGAGCAACGGCAACACAUGAAGCUUGAGCACCAAAAAGGUACUACGUUUCUUUGCUCUGAAUGUGGACAAAGUUUUAUGCGAAAUGAUUAUUUAUUAGUGCACAUGAGGCGACAUAAUGGAAUUAAACCGUACAAGUGUAAAUUUUGCUCGAAAGCUUUCCCUAGAGCUACCGAUCUGAGAGUGCAUGAAAAAUAUCAUACCAAUGAUAAAGCUCAUUUGUGCACAACAUGUGGAAAAGGAUUCCACAGAGCAUAUAAUUUGCUAAUUCAUAAUCGAACACAUAAUGGAUUCAAACCAUACAGCUGCCCACAUUGUCAGAAAAGUUUUACCCAAGGUAAUGAUUUGAAAGCUCAUAUUCGACGCCACACUGGAGAGCGCUUCAAAUGCGAAAUAUGCAAUGAAGGGUUUAUUCAGUAUUACCAAUUGAACAACCAUAAGCGAUCAAUUCAUAAUAUAAAUAUUGCGAACAGCGUGCGGCGAGUUACGAAGUAUAUAACUACGACUGCGCAAGAGCAACAAGUUUCAUUACAAAAGCAACAAGAACUAUUGAAGCAACUGGUCAACCAACAGCGAGAGCUUAAAGAAAAUGCGGCAAAAGUGGAAAGUUGAACAAAAAGAUCAUGAUUGAGAUGUGGAAAAACAAAAGCUUGAAACAAAGCAGAGAAUUUCCGAUGUUAACCCUUUAUAAGACCGUCGAAACUGCGCUAGGAACCGACACAAGUUCAGUAAACCGUUAUAAAAUGUAAAAAUAUUCCUCAAAUUAACUUGGACUUGGAGAGUUGCAAGAUACGCCUAAAAGCCCUUGGUUAAGCAAAAUUUAUAAACAAUAUUCUUGGUGCAGCGCAAAAAGAAAAUGUUUUCGUUGGUGGCAAUAUAGUUGCCACUGCCUUAUGAAGGGUUAAACCAACAGGGAUGGCAACGUGCUAUCUUUUUCUGUGUUGAAUAAGUGAAGAGUCUUCCCGACUAAAGUGAAAAGUAUAUGGAACUUUUGCUGGGCGCCUACUGUCGAACGUGUAGAGUUUAGAUAGGGCUGCCAUCCCUUUGGGUUAAACGCAUAUACCACGCUGAAGUAUACAUUUACAAAACUUAAGAUGAUCGAUUUUCAAGUUUUGUUAACUUGUACUAUAAUUUAAAUUAUGCCAACCCUGCAAUGUCCAGUCCUGAAAAAAAACCACAAAAAAAAAGAGAAGCUGAUAAGUAAAGUUCUAAAGCUUCUUUCAUGUAGUAUCCGGAAAGAUUGUCAGUUGUAUAGCAGUGUUUUGAUAGUUUUUUGUUUGGAAACUUUUCGCUUUCGCCUUUGAAGUUCCAUCUCGAUUCAUAAGUUCGACGAAAGUUGUGCUAUGUUGUGUAAGUUUGAAGAAAAAAGAAAAAUAUUCUGCACAUUACUCUGAAAAUUGCAAGAACACUGAAAUUCGUCCAAUCAACUUUGUAUGAUGUGCUAUCACGAUUCCAAGAAGGGAUGACCGUAACCUGGAAGGAUAAGAGUGAGCGUCGAAACAUGCAGCUGAACUGAAAGGUGUUGAUGGCAAUCAAGGUAAACCCAGGACUCUUGGAUCGAAAUAUCGUCAAAAAAUAUGGCGCUAACGAUAGUUCGAUCCGGAGGAUCCGUCUACAAAGAGACUACUGAUCUUCCCGUGCCUGUAAGCAACCCAACAGGACGCUUAAGCAAACGUACUGGCUGAAACAUGCGCUCAAAAGUUGUACGAAAAGGUUCUGAUGAAGUACAAAGGAUGCUUGCUAAUGGUCGACGAUAGAGAUGGUCGGGUAUGGGAAAUUUGUUACCCGUACCCGACUCAUCGAGAAUUUUCAAACCCGUACCCGAUCCGAACCCGAAGCCGGGUUUGUUUGAAAUACCCGUACCCGACCCGAACCCGAAAAAUUUUGUUUUCAACUACCCGUACCCGA